AUGGAUUCCGACCCCUCGACCAACAUCUCUCUCUGGCCCAGAUACCAGGCCAGUAUCUUUCUGAGCCCUUGCAGCAAGUGGAUUCCAGAUCCUCAUCAUUGUCGCAAACAGCAUUGCUGGGUCACCGCGACUCUUCCAGGAUAUAUGUCGGCCAACUCCCACACUGACGAAGAGCUAAUGUGCUAUGUCUACCAGAAGAUCAAGUCUGGCCGAGUGAGCAUGGACAGUGAGCCGCAGCAUAGCCGAGGUCUGCGAUGUAUCUCCUUGCCCAUCAGGUAUGACAAGCCUUAUCGACAAGGUGACAGUGUCAUUCUGGAACAGGCUAUAACUGUUGCGGCGUGGUGGGUCGACAGAAUCCGUGCACGUAAAUUGACAGUAGACCAACGGAUGGUCUUUGAUGCCCCAUGGCCAUGUGCAGUAAGUGCUGAUGACUUGUUGGAGGUGCCUGUGUCUUGGAAGAAGCCUUCUUAUACCGGAUGGCUGUGA
This is a messenger RNA of Penicillium brevicompactum, 486 nucleotides long. RefSeq lists its product as uncharacterized. Lineage: Eukaryota; Fungi; Ascomycota; Eurotiomycetes; Eurotiales; Aspergillaceae. The record is from RefSeq and is a predicted model, not a curated record. The coding region runs from base 1 to 486 and encodes 161 amino acids. The transcript has a single exon.